AGCGUCACUGUCUAUCUGAGAGGAGACAGGAGAGGAGAGCUCCGGUGCCGUUAAUGAAGGGCAGUGGUACUGUUUGUAUAGAAUCAGUUUCCUUCCAGUUUAACGGAACAAAGACGGGUUACAGGAGGAAGUACAUCAUGGGAAAGAUUCCAGGGCAGUGCGGGUACAGCAGCCAAGGAGAACACAGCUCAUGUGUUGACGUAAAUCAGGGAAUAUAACUGUUGACUGCAAAAACCCCAAAACACGUCGGGCCACUCUUUCUCCAUCUCCACCAUUUUGGUUGUCAGUGAUGGAGCACAUCCGGACGCCCAAGGUGGAAAAUGUGCGUCUCCUGGACCGAUCGUCAGGACAGAGAAAGGCCAGCAUUGGGAUUCUCUACCUUUCUGCCACACACACCAUCUUUGUAGAGAACAACCCUGAGACACGCAAGGAGACAUGGGUGUUGCACAGUAUGGUUAGCAGUGUGGAGAGGCCACCCACCAUCCCCACAGGAAGUCAGCUGAUCCUGCGUUGUAAGGACUUCCGGGUCUUCCAGAUCCUCAUUCCGCAGGAGAGAGACUGUUUGGAUGUCCACACCUCAUUGGUCAGAUUGUCACGACCAGAGAAGUACAGUGAGCUGUACUGCCUGUCCUUUAAUCCCAAUGUGAACAAAGUGGAGAGAGAAGAGUCCUGGAACUUCAUAGACCUCAUGGAUGACUACAAGAGGAUGGGAGUUCCUAAUAACUUGUGGGUUUCUACAGCGGCCAACAGUGAAUACAGGGUGUGUGAUACGUACCCAUCAGAGCUGUUUGUUCCAAAGUCGGCCACACCUGCCGUCAUUGUGGGCAGCUCAAGGUUCAGGAGUCGAGGACGAUUUCCUGCUCUAUCCUACUUCCACCAGGAUACACUGGCAGCAGUGUGCCGGUGUAGUCAGCCACUGUCCGGCUUCAGUGGGCGCUGUCAGGAGGAUGAGAUGAUGCUGCAGGUCAUGAUGAAGUCCAACCCUGGCAGUGACUACAUCUAUGUGGUUGACACCAGGCCCAAGCUGAACGCCAUGGCAAAUCGAGCAGCAGGUAAAGGCUACGAGAACGAGGACCACUACACCAACAUCAAGCUGCAGUUCAUUGGCAUUGAAAACAUUCACGUUAUGAGAAGCAGCCAGCAGAAAAUCAUUGACGUGGGUGAGAUGCGAUUUCCAUCCAUGACUGAUUUCCUGUAUGGUCUGGAGAACUCUGGUUGGCUCAAACAUAUUAAAGCCGUACUGGAUGCUGGGCUCUUCAUAGCCAGGGCGGUUGCUGAUGAAGGUGUCAGUGUGUUGGUUCACUGUUCAGAUGGCUGGGACAGGACAGCCCAGGCGUGCUCUGUAGCCAGUAUACUGUUGGACCCGUACUACAGAAGUAUCAAAGGACUCAUGGUGCUGAUAGAGAGAGACUGGGUUUCCUUCGGACACAAGUUCUCCCACAGGUACGCCCACCUGGACGGAGAUCCUAAAGAAGUGUCUCCUGUCAUCGAUCAGUUUUUGGAGUGUGUGUGGCAGCUGUCCGAGCAGUUCCCAUGUGCCUUUGAGUUCAACGAGCGCUUCCUCAUCGCCAUGCACACACACAUCUACUCCUGUCAGUAUGGGACCUUCCUGGGCAACUGUCAGAAGGAGCGCAGGGAUAUGAGGCUUCAUGAGCGGAGUCAUUCUGUGUGGCCUCAGCUGUGGAAGGACAGAGCCGAGUACACUAACCCCCUGUACAAGGCCGAGCAGAGCCAGAGUCAGGACGUCCUGAGACCCAACACCACCCCCUACUGCUUCAAAAUGUGGAAGGGUCUCUAUAACCACGUGGCGAAAUCAACGCCUCCUCGCCAGUCACCUGCCGACUUCCUGUCUGCUGUGAUGGAGGAGUCCCAUCAGCUGGAGGAGGAGCUGACCAAUCAGCAGGAGAGGAUAGCAGCACUGACAGGGAAGCCAAUCACGUGGGAGAAGACCAUGGUUCCGAGGAGGAGGACUAGCCAGCUUCGGCCGACACACUGCGGGCCGGACCCGCCCACCACCUACACAGACCCAAUCACCAGCUCUGCACAGGACAACGGUCACGCACUCUCCAAGGACCCCCAUCUCACCCUGCCUCUAGGGCCGCACCCCCAUCCUGACGGCCUCGCCAUCUGCAGCGACCUUGAAUCGGGCGUGGCUGACCUCAGCAGUCGCUCGUCCAGCGGUUGGGACGACGGCAAGGACCCGGACUCGGACGAAGCUGUCUUCACUAAUGCCUGAGUGGACAAAGGGAACCCUGCCGCCUGGCUGGAAGGUGAAAGAUGAAAUGACUUAUUUUACCGUAGUUCCCCAAAAUAUUGAUUGAAACACGUGGAGGGGAGCGGAGGAUGAGUUAAAGAUGAAUACUGACUGAAAACCAGUUGAACUUUAUUUCUUGUCUUCAAACUGUAGUUUGUGUCAUUCCUUCUCAGUUUAAAGAGAGUCUCAGUGAAUUAGGGAGAAACUUCACUGGCUGUUUUUCAGUUCAGAUUUUUGAUGAAGGCACCGAAAUACUUUUUAUUUGGCAUUAAUUCAAUUAAAAAAUGUUGUUGCAGAAGGCCAGAAAGCCUGUUUUUGGAUGCGAUUUUUAGGUGGGCUCAAUUACUAUCAUUUGUACUUUGUUUAAGGAGUGCACUAUUACUGCUGUGAGAUGGAUAGAUGUUACAUGAAACCAUCAACCAACAAUCUGAUGAGAUACUAUAACACUUUCAGAAAGUAGAACAAACAUAUUUAUUACGUGAUUUCUUCAACAAACACAUCUCCUCAAGCAAAUCUAAAAAUGAUUUGAUGAAAGAUUUACUGAAGGAUUUAUUUAUAACCAGUCUCCCCUUCUGUGUAAAAUAAUAUGCGUUAUGAUACUAGUAAUACAAGUAUUUCCCCCCAGGUACUUCUUUGUAGGGCCAUCACACAUUUUAACUUCAGACACAGUGGAAGAAGCAGAUGUGUGUGUGGACAGAACUAUAACUACUAUGACUCAGUACGAUACAAUGAGAAGCUUAUUCAGAGUAGCAUAAAUACUAUUUCUCUUAUUUGUUCAUGUAGAAGACAGCAGAUUCAUGUUUCCAGUGAGUUUGAGGAUUUUCAGAUGUGGACAAUCUGCAGCCUCAUUGGAUCAGCACCUUCCUCCCAUUUGAAGCUUUACUGCUAAAUGGAAGAACAGAGAGAGUUUGAGCUCUGUAAAUUGUCGAAUGUUCUAUUGUGUAGUCUAAACACUGGGGGGCCAAUGAGCCGACAGGUGAAACCAUGUCUUCAGUUUCACUCAAGUCUUGAAUUAUUUCUUCCCUUGUAACUUUUUCUAGGACUUCUCCAAACCCAGAUUACUAAAUGUAAAGUCGGCCACCAGGGGUCAGUGUUUAACAACCAGAGAGUUCAGAGAUGAACAGAAAGGAAAGAAUGGAUCAUCCAAAGGCUCUUCUCAAAAAUACAAGUUUGCACUUCCAGCCAUAAAGGAGAUCAAGGAAAAGGUUUACAGUCUGAAUGCUUGAACCAGUUUGAACUAUUUGUCAUUACCAGGAAUAGGAAUCAACAAGAACAAAAUGUGAACAAAAAUGUUUAUUUAAAGCCUUUCUUUAGUUGUUUCAGUGUACUGUCAACAUGCUAUCACUGAUGUAAGAAUAUUUAUCCUCCAGUGAAGUUUGUCAGAUAACUGAUGUUUCAAAUGUCAUGAAUCGUAUGUUUGACUGACCGAAUUUAGUUUGCAUCCUUUCAGGUGAUCUGUAACUUUUUACAUUCCCAUUUAGAUGAAGUACCAACAGCAGGAACUCUGUGGGAAAAUGUCUAAAGAGUUUGUUUCAUGGUCUCUACUGUGUAAUUCCAUAUGAUGUGAGAGGUGACCUAUGGCAGCACAUUAUGUUAGUGUAUUGUGAAGCUGGCAGUGAAGAGCUGCUGUGGCUCCAUGUACGCCAAAUCACAUGCUGAGGGACAGAGAGCACCAACUUUAGCGCAGAAGUCCAAUUCAGGUUUUAAGAACAGUCUUGGAAAUCACAUUCACACGACAUUCAUAAAGCUGACAAGUAAAAAAAAAAACUCAUUUUUUGUCCAUGUUUCUACAUGGACAAUUGCCCUCUUUCAAUUGUUGGCAAUUUUUUAAGUUUCCCUUUUUAAAACUGAAGCAGUAAAAAACUGAAUUUCCAUUCGAUAUAAGGUUAAAUAACCCCCAGUCUGUGAUAACUGUCACCAUGCUGCUGUGUAUGUGACCACACUGACUAUCUUGAACCAGUUUGAAGAUCCCCUCUCCUCAACCUGAAUGCUUUCUGUAGCCCGUGGUGUGUGUGUGUGUGUGUGUGUUCUGUAUCCAUUGAUGUAAAUAGUGUACUGUUAAAGGGAAAUAAUUGCAACAUACUGGUUCUGAAGUAUUAUUCAACGUGACAUGAAAAACAUCAGCGCUGCUUCCAAUAACUAACCCUCCCGGUACCACAGCAUGAGAAGAGGCUCACACUGAUGAAGUCGGUGGAGAAAAGCUUCGUUACCUGCGUACUUGACAUGACAAAGUAUUAGGGGCGAUCCAAAUGUUCCAUGUGCAGCAAAACGUGUUGCACUUCUCAGUACUGAACUUCUUCUGAACAUUACCCGAACAUUUCCAAGUAUGAAUUCCAAAUCAGACUUACAUUUAAACAAUUCAGCCACUGAAAACAGGAAAAACUCAAAUUAAAGAUUCUCAUUACAACAUACUGAACAUCUGUAUAUUUCAUGAAGACAGCUCUCAUGGUUGUUUUUAAGAAUACAUUUACUGUACACUUCCAUUUUGAAUAAAUAUGAUGCAUCAACA
This is a messenger RNA of Cottoperca gobio, 4763 nucleotides long. Its product is annotated as myotubularin-related protein 7-like. NCBI's taxonomy places the organism in Eukaryota, Metazoa, Chordata, Actinopteri, Perciformes, Bovichtidae. Gene Ontology annotation, molecular function: phosphatidylinositol-3-phosphate phosphatase activity; phosphatidylinositol-3,5-bisphosphate phosphatase activity. The transcript is spliced from 14 exons. The record is from RefSeq and is a predicted model, not a curated record. Gene Ontology annotation, cellular component: cytoplasm. Gene Ontology annotation, biological process: phosphatidylinositol dephosphorylation. The coding region runs from base 290 to 2236 and encodes 648 amino acids.